Messenger RNA from Tupaia belangeri chinensis (Chinese tree shrew), 1869 nucleotides. It is a transcript of the gene TMEM190, whose product is annotated as transmembrane protein 190. NCBI's taxonomy places the organism in Eukaryota, Metazoa, Chordata, Mammalia, Scandentia, Tupaiidae. Gene Ontology annotation, cellular component: inner acrosomal membrane. Gene Ontology annotation, biological process: hematopoietic progenitor cell differentiation. The transcript has 4 exons. Bases 712 to 1230 code for a protein of 172 amino acids. The record is from RefSeq and is a predicted model, not a curated record.
GGCCAGGCCCCAGAGGAGCCCUGCAGGGCCGAGACCCCUGCUGUCCACGAUGCCCUGAGCAGGCACUGAGCGGGGCCCAGGGUCACAAUCCUGCGCCCUGCCCCUCUUCAGCACUGGAGGAAACCCACAGACAGCUGGGGGCUCCGCUGACAGCUCCAGUUUACAGGGAAGCUCAACUGGGGAGGCUGGGGCAUCCCUGCCCCGGCUGGCACCUGGGUGGGUGUAGGGAGGAGUGGUUCGGCAGGUGCUCUGGCCCCCCCAGCUUUCCCUCUAGGUCUCCUGGUUGUAGGGGGCCUUCCCUAACAAUGGGGCUCAGUGAAGCCUCGGGUCUGUCCAGCCCCUUCCUCUGGUUGCUAAGGGGAGACCCCUAGCAACAGUGGGGUUUCAGGAGCCUCAGAGCCACCCAGAGCUGCCUGCCCAGACGUCGGCAUGCAAAGGAAAGGGCCUCUCCUAAGAGGCCCCCAGAUUCCCCGCAGAACCCCGGGGCCAUAGAGACCCCAGGCCCCAGGCCCUUUCCAGGUCAGCCCCACCCCCAGGUGGCUAAGGAGGCUCUUCUGAAGCCCGCGACCGCCCAGUGCCUCUUCCCCUGGUCGCUAAAGAAGCACCCCAGCACAGCUGGCAGCGCCCUUCCCACCUCCCUUGCUGGGGGGCUGCCCAGCAACAGAACUCAGAAUCUUGGGGGUGCAGCGGGGCGGGGCGGUCGCCAGGGUGAUGUCCUCAAGGCCUCUGCCCACAGACGCCUCAGAGCUCAGGGCAGGCGACAUGGUGGGCCCUGGGAUCCCAGCGCUGGGCCUGAUCCUGCUACUGCAGGGCUCAGCAGACGGCAAUGGAAUCCAGGGAUUCUUCUACCCAUGGAGCUGUGAGGGUGAUGUGUGGGACCGGGAGAGCUGCGGGGGCCAGGCGGCCAUCGAGAACCCCAACCUCUGCCUGCGUCUACGCUGCUGCUACCGCGACGGCGUGUGCUACCACCAGAGGCCGGAUGAAAACAUGCGGAGGAAGCACAUGUGGGCGCUGGGCUGGACGUGCGGGUUCCUGAAGAGCAAGUGCGACUUGUCCAGGACGGUCUCGCUGCUGUCCAAGGACCGAGGGACGAGUGUGGGCAAGAAGACGCCGUCCAUGGGCAGCGUUCCGGCCUCCAUGCACACGGAGAACCUGGAUGUCUCGGGGGGCACCGAGGGGGAGGGGACGGAAGGGGGGGAGGACACGGAGGGGGGGGAGGAGGAGGACUAGGGCCCGGAGCCUCAAUACAGGCACAGCGUGCAGUCGCGUGGGCUCUUCCUGCCGCCGUGCAGCAGGAGGGGACGGUGGGCGUGAGUGUGCACUGGCUGUGCUCAUGGGGGUGUGAGCUGAGGGUGUCCAGGAGGGCAGGCCUGAUGCGAGGACACGGGGUGGGGUGAGGCAGGCAUGGGCUAGGGUGCCCUGCUGGUUGGUGCCCUUGUUCCCAGCCGAGCACGGAGGGCCCCGCCCCUGUGCGUGCCUUGCAGCCUGGUUGGCACCAUGCAGGCCUCUGCUUGGGGGUCCGGGGCCUCCUCGGUGAUGGUGUGGGCCCCCAGACUCCUCACUGGCCAGCUGAAGCCUUCCUGGAGAGGGCUGAGGUCCGAGACUCGAGGCCCACAGUCCGUCCCUCCCCUCUCCUGCAGGCGCCCACCUGCACUGGCCCACCCCUGUACCCCAUAACCAUCUGGCAAGUCCAUCGUGUCCCUGGAAGACCCAGGGGCUGAGGGAGGGCUGGGCUGGAGACCCUGGCGGGCAGCAGGCAGCUUCCCCGCCCUGCCCAAGCGCAACCCGCUCCCAGACAGACACUCAGAGCGCCAAGAGGCAGGGCCAUUUAUCCAAGGGCAGACAGAGGGGGCUGGGCAGGACUCCUGG